UAUACCCAGGACAUCGCCCUGAAGCAUGGACUUGGUUCAAGUGAAAAUGUUUGCACUCACAGGGUCUGAAACUGCCUAUCACCUGCGCUAUUGUAACUCAACAAGAACGCCGCCCCGUGUCCCUAGAUGGAGCUGGCUACGGCCUCGGCUGCGCGCUGUGGGAUGCAGCGGUUGCAGGAGCGGAUGAAGGAGAGUGGAGCACCGCUGUGGCGCGCUUUCGGGCCGCCCUCGCAGUUGCAGAAGGCCCAGUGGCCAUCUCUGUAGCACAAGCAUCUGACAUACAGUUUACGGCGGCAAGGAGCAUGCAGCCGCACACGACAUGCUGGCGCAGUGCCUCAUGUCCAUGGAUAUGGAGCCGGCGGCACGUGAUUCGGCCCCGGCAGGGGCGGCAGAUGGGGGCGGCGGCGAAGAGGCGCUGUGGCAGGCGGCGCUUAACCACGCGUCCAAGUCGACGUCGACACGACCCGACUGGCCGCCUGCGCUGCUAACCUACGGCCGCUGCCUGCGCAAUGUGGGGCUGUCGGACGAGGCUCUGAGAGCGCUCAACAACGCGGCAGAGUGGGUGCAGCCGGAUGGACUGGGGCGUCCGCAGGGCGGUCGCUGCACGCACGCGCCACGUCCGCAGUGGCCGCCUGGCAGCCCCAAUGGCCACGUGCACGCCUGUCCGGCCGACGCUUCGUCACGGCCUCCUGUAGAUUGGGAUGUAGAGGUUGAGGCUGAGGUGCGCGAAGAGCUGCAGGAGGUGCGGCAGCUGUGGGCGCAGCGGCUGGCGCGGCAGGUUGGCCUGCCAGGCCUGAGGCUGAUGCAGGACGAAGGUACUCUUGGUGGGGGCCAGGCCGCCAGGGCAGCGAGUUUGGGAGUACCGUGUGCUCCUGGCGGCAUACCUGGUGGAUAGUGGCCGCCGCCGCCCUGCCUGCGGCAUGGGUUUGGACAGCAGCCGCGACGAUGGUGACCCACCAGCGGUGCAGGUAGCAGCCCCGGCGUGUGCAGCAAACUGUGUGGUGGCGCGGCCCGGUGAUCAAGUGCUGCCGUCGGCGUGGGGGUAGGCUGCCAGGCAUCACAGCUGUAAUGGCGCGCAGCGCACGUUCUGUGCUGAUCGCUCUGCCGGCAGUGCUGCCGGCCGCCACCGCCUGCGCCGCCGCAAACGUGCAGCUGGACUGGGAGCAUGCGGGUGGCUGGGCGCACCGUGCUGCCGCGGAGUGGCUGAGGUGCGGUGGCGUCGAAUAGGGCCGUAGAUUGCAGUGAUUGCAAGAGGGACCUGCUGACGCAGUUCACGAGCCAGUGACGUGGAAAAGGCCGUAGUUGGGCGGAGGGGUGCGGUAAGCAGGAGCAGGCGGUGGGCACUGCCGGACGUGGUGGCGACAGCUGCGCAGAUGCAUAGAAGUGGUGCUGUGCAGAUCCGCAAUGCGCAUGGGUGCUCGGGAUGGACGUGGACGGGUGUGAUCGGCUGCGUUGUUACGUUACUGCAAGACUGCAGACUGGCGCUUGGCACUGCCAAUGCUACGGAUGGGGUUACCGCACUAUGUUGGUGCGUUGGCAGAUUAAGAUGCUCUGAAAUGCGAAUUACAUAUGGGCUGGUGCAAGGUGCAAUGCUGCGACCUGACGAGUGAUGGCAUGAAGGUGUCAGCUGCAUCCUGGAUACCGGUACCGUCUCCUAACGUGUCGAGUGCGGUAUCCAACACUGAUGUUGUGCAAUAUCCGUGUAAGGGCUGUCCGCA
Chlamydomonas reinhardtii is the source of this 1718-nucleotide messenger RNA. RefSeq lists its product as uncharacterized. Bases 320 to 895 code for a protein of 191 amino acids. Gene Ontology annotation, molecular function: protein binding. The record is from RefSeq and is a predicted model, not a curated record. Lineage: Eukaryota; Viridiplantae; Chlorophyta; Chlorophyceae; Chlamydomonadales; Chlamydomonadaceae. The transcript is spliced from 6 exons.